Parnassius apollo (apollo) is the source of this 531-nucleotide messenger RNA. The record is from the annotation of a GenBank genome assembly. NCBI's taxonomy places the organism in Eukaryota, Metazoa, Arthropoda, Insecta, Lepidoptera, Papilionidae.
AUGCUGGUGACCUAUUUGGAAGCCAGCCGGGACUUUUGCGAGACGGACUCAAUUCUUUUUGGCGCCGCACUGGCAGUCUGCCGUAUUAUAAGCGCCAAACUCUCCACGGCUGGACGCGCUACUGAACAAAGUAUUGCUAUCCCAGCCUGGAGAAUAAGAAUUGAAGAGCAUAUCGCAAAGGCUAGGGCCCUCAUAGGCAGACUGAUAUGCUUCAGGUCAGGCAAUACCAGGCCAAGGAUUGUGCGCACCGUCAGGAUGGCGUUUGCUGGGACAAAUGUUAGUUUGUCCCAGCCGGAUAUAAUGCAAAAAUUGACCGAGCGCAUAGACGACCUGAAGCAGAGAUCGCUGCUUGGAGAAAGCGGAUUCGGCGAUAUACCGAGAGGUCGACACGGUUCAACCAGAAUCGUCUCUUCCAGAGUGAUUAGAAGAGGCUUUAAAAUCAUUGGAGCUACCAAUAGUAAGUGGAACGGGCCCAGCACCGAAUCAGGCCGACACGGUCGCAUUCUGGCUACCUGUGGUCAGAGCCCGUAA